AUGCAUAAAUCUUAUCAAUCAACACGUCCAUCUGCUAAUCGGCUUCUUCAAAAAAGAUGGGAUGAUAAAUAUUUUUCUGAACAUCGACUUUUGGUACGUGAUGCUCGGCCAACUGUUGAUACGCGUCCGCCAAGAACAUAUAUGCAUCUUCAUAUGAAAUUGAAAAAAUUGCAGAUUGAAGAAGAACGCUCAGCAACAAUCGAGCGCGAUAACCGCAUAUUGUUAGAAAAAAUGUCGAAUAUCAUGCGUACAACUGGUAGCAUUGAUAAUCAUAAUGAUUAUGAAUCGAAAAGUUUGAAUCAUGAAAAACGCCGCCGUGAAUUAUUACGUGUAUCGCGAGAAAAUUCAACAAUGAUUAAAAGAAUUGUAGAACGUAAACCAGACAUAAGUCGAACAAGUUGGUCAUCGAGUUGGUCGAAAAAUUUAUCAUAUUUAGAUAAUAUAUCGAAGUAUGAUCUUGAUUGGCAUGAAUCAAAACCGAUUAGCCGUCAACUACAUAGUCGAGAACCAUCAUCACGACGUCCCACAACUGGUCCACGUGAAAAUCGAAAUGCUAUUAAAAAUACUGCUGAAACAGAUGAAACAGAAACAACUAAACUAGAUAAAAAUGAAGCGUAA
Rotaria socialis is the source of this 618-nucleotide messenger RNA. The record is from the annotation of a GenBank genome assembly. Lineage: Eukaryota; Metazoa; Rotifera; Eurotatoria; Philodinida; Philodinidae.